Messenger RNA from Dentiscutata erythropus, 690 nucleotides. The record is from the annotation of a GenBank genome assembly. Lineage: Eukaryota; Fungi; Glomeromycota; Glomeromycetes; Diversisporales; Gigasporaceae.
AUGUUAAAGGCUAUAGGAUGUACUGAAAUUAUGCCAUUUAACAAAGAUCAAUCAGAAGUUACAUUUUGGUCAAGAUCGCAUAAUUCUGAAAUUGACAAAACUAAUUUAGAAUUAUUAUAUAAGCAGGGUUUUUUAAAUCUGAUACCAUCUAAUUUUAAAAAUCAUACUUUAACUUUCUGGGAAUGUUUUUGUCAAACAUUAGACAAAAACAAGCGUGGCUUUAAUGAAACUUCUGUAUCAUAUUUACAACCUAAUCGUGAUAGAGGAACUAGAAGUAAUACGCUAUCUGGAAAUUCAAAUUGGUUUGAAUGGCAAUGGCCAAUUGAUGAAGAUUUGGAAGAAAAGUUGCAAAAACAUGAAAUAAAUAAACCCACUUCACAUAAUUCAACCCCAACAACACCAAUUUCAAAUUGGUAUAUACCACCACCAAAUCCUGCACAUAUUGAUAAUAUAUUUUCUUUGCGUUUGGGUUGGGCUCUGAAAGAAAACCAAAAAUUUGGUAAGAAAAGUGCUAGAAAACAAAUGUCAAAAAAAGUGAGGGCUUUGUUAGAAGGUUUUUUUAUAGCAGAAAAUGCAAACAAAAGUGAUCGUUACAAUGCUCAAGAUAUAUACAGAGAAUUAUUGAAAUGUGCUGAUGAAGGUGAAAUUUCUACUGAAGAAGUUCCUAAACUAACUACUAUUCAGAAUUAG